Messenger RNA from Anisakis simplex (herring worm), 1518 nucleotides. The record is from the annotation of a GenBank genome assembly. NCBI's taxonomy places the organism in Eukaryota, Metazoa, Nematoda, Chromadorea, Rhabditida, Anisakidae.
UAUGAUAAGUCGUUAUCAGGUGAUUACAUCGACCUCGUUGUGACACAGCUCAAUCAAGCACCGCAUCACCAAAUACCGCGGCUGCAUUCUCAAUCCAUAUUCGCGAUGAAAAUCUUUUCUCUGGUACCCACCAAGUUACGUAGACGAUUAUGUGGUUCGGUGAGAACUCGACAACUCAUAGCAGUCUGUUCGUUAACGGCCGUUGUUUUCCUUUUGUUGCAUCAAGGUCCACUUUUUUCAUCUGUUGAUGAGAAACCACAGAUGAAUGAUCGCAAAAUAUUAGAAAGUGACAAUGUGGUAGUGGUGCCACAAGUUGUUGAUGCUGAUAACGGAGAUGUCAAACGACUGAAACAUCCAAAAAAUGGUGUCAGAUUUACUAAACAGCAAUCAGAGCUUUCAUCUGGAUCGAACACGGUAACCGAUGAUCAGCCAGUGACAGUAGUGUUAGUGAUAUGUGCCAUACGACCAGCUGCUAUCAAAAAUCAUCUUCAGCAAUUGAUUAGGUUAUUUUUGAAUUAUUUUUUAGAGAGGAUUAGUUGUAGCUGUCUGUUACGUCCAUCUUCAAAAGCAUUCCCAAUUGUUGUAAGUCAAGACGGAACACUCAGUUCCGUAACGAACGUGAUCAAAGAAUUUGUCAAUGAGACCGAGCAUAUCCAUUUUAUUCAGAAUAUCGCUGAUUGUAGUUCGUUCGUUACUGUUUUGUUAUAUCAAAUCAAACUAUUCUAUUGUCUGUCAAAUGAUAUCAACCAGCUCAGUGUCAAAUGUGGUUCAUAUGUGUUGUUCUUUCAGCACACUGAACGCAAAGCUCAAAAUAAUGAAGCGGCAAAAAAAGCGAAAAAUUAUUUUUUCAUUGCACAACAUUAUAAAUGGGCACUUGAUAAGAUUUUUUUCGAAAUGAAUUAUGAUACGGCCAUUAUCACUGAAGAUGAUUUGGAUAUUGCUGAGGAUUUCUUCUCGUAUUUCUCGGCGACAAGAUAUUUGCUGAGGAGUGAUCCAACGAUAUGGUGCAUUAGUGCAUGGAAUGAUAAUGGCGGUAACAAUAUUACGGACAGGUCUCGAAGUGACAUUCUUUAUCGGACAGAUUUCUUUCCUGGACUUGGAUGGGAAUUGACAGUCGAUUUAUGGAGAGAGUUAUCUGCGAAAUGGCCGUUGACUUAUUGGGAUGAUUGGCUCAGACGACAAGACGUUCGUCAAGGCAGAGUCUGUAUACGGCCUGAGUCAGGAAUGGCACGUACCGCCUACUACGGAAUUGUGUCGUUCAUGUUGGGAUCAAGUCGUGUUUAUGCUAUAUCUGCACACGUUUACGCAGAUCCGAACUUCUUAUCACGACCAAGUUCGGAUUUUUACACGGAGGAUUGGGACAAGAUGAGCAGAUAUCUCGACUUCCAGGAAACUUAUUGCAAGCCUGGCAAGUUUACGGGUGAUUGCGAUCCAAAUAAUCCGAAAUUAAAAGAAUGGUUUGCAAAGAAACGAUUAACAAAGAGACUCCAAUCAUGGGGUGAGAUGAUUGUCAAUUAA